Molecule: messenger RNA, 705 nt
Organism: Rhizopus microsporus ATCC 52813
Lineage: Eukaryota; Fungi; Mucoromycota; Mucoromycetes; Mucorales; Rhizopodaceae
Exons: 1
Coding region: 1-705 (234 amino acids)
Source: RefSeq, a predicted model, not a curated record
AUGAAACGAAGUAUUACUAUUGACUUCCAUGACACCUGGGGAUUAUGCAGAUAUUAUUAUACUCAUAACACUGGAAGUUCAGACGACAUCCUAUUAACCCCAUCAUCCCUUUGCAGCAUUACUACUGAAAUGAGCUUAGGAUACGCCACUAUAUAUUCCCUCAGACGAUACACAUACCCGACAUUCACCGUACCUGUACCUUCCAAUAAAUCAGUAAAACAUGAAAAAUCAAGGCGACACUCUGCUACUGAAAGCAAAGUCCACACUUCAAACAUAAAAGACUCUGAUACCGAAGAUCAUCAGCCAUCUAUCCUAAUUUUCCCAGGCAAUAAGAGGUCGAGCAAAUACACACCCAGUCCAUCAAGCGCCGAAAAGGUAGAAGCUGCACUACGACCGUCACCAGAAGCUGAGAGCACAGAUCUGAUCAUAGAGAUACCCAACACUAGCCCAGAACAAUCGUAUCAACAGCAACAGCAGCAAGAUGAAAAGAGGACAAAAGCAGACUUUAAUUUCCAAUUGGACAUUUUCCUUUUUCUAUUUGGCUUUUUGAUCUUCCCAUGUUGGUGGUUUGGUGCUUGGAGAUAUUUCUUACGUCCAACUCAUGGUCAAUGUGGGCAGAUAUUCCAAAUACUCAAUUGUUGUAUGAGCCUUGUGAGCUUGUUGAUAGCUGGUUUGUUAGUUGGUUUAGCUGCUGCUCUAGCAUAG